Molecule: messenger RNA, 770 nt
Organism: Physcomitrium patens
Lineage: Eukaryota; Viridiplantae; Streptophyta; Bryopsida; Funariales; Funariaceae
Source: RefSeq, a predicted model, not a curated record
UCCGUGGCUCUGUUUCGGCCUCACCCCUCCCAUCGCUACAUACUCUGCUCCUCUCCUCCUCAUUUAGUCACCCAGCGCUCAAUUCCUUUUCGCCCAUCCCUCCCAAUUCCCCUCCCCCUUCUUUGCUGAUUGAUUAGCUCGUCUCGCAUCUGCUUCCUCGCCCGUCGCAAUGGCCGCCGCAGCUAUGACCAGCAUUGUGCCUGUGGCAUCCAUUGCCCCCGUCUCCAAGGUCGCCAACGUGCGCCCCUCGUCGGUGUCCGUGGCGAAGGCUUUCGGUUUGAAGAGCAGGAGCAUGGGCCGCCUUACCUGCAUGGCCACCUACAAGGUCACCUUCCUGGACGGGGAGACUGGAGCGGAAAAUGUCGUCGAAUGCUCUGACGAGGAGUACGUGCUGGAUGCCGCUGAAAGGGCCGGAAUGGACCUGCCUUACUCCUGCCGUGCCGGAGCUUGCUCCUCUUGCGCCGGUAUAAUCAAGGCCGGAGAGGUUGACCAGAGUGACCAGAGUUUUUUGGAUGACUCUCAGAUUGAUGAUGGUUUCGUGCUGACCUGCGUGGCUUACCCAGCCAGCGACUGCAUCAUCCUCACCCACCAGGAGGAGAACAUGUAGAGGACUGAGAAGAAGUGUGGGAGGAGUUGAGGCGUUGUAGAAUAGGAGCAGAAUUCGCUCAGUGGCAUUUAUUUUCGCAUAUGCUGACUUCCUCGGCAAGUUUCUUGUAAUAUCACAACAAUCAAGUUAGUAUUUAAGUGCAUAUGUUGAGCAAUUCAGUUGA